Messenger RNA from Diaporthe batatas, 5121 nucleotides. RefSeq lists its product as uncharacterized. Gene Ontology annotation, biological process: mitotic sister chromatid cohesion. The record is from RefSeq and is a predicted model, not a curated record. The coding region runs from base 406 to 4938 and encodes 1510 amino acids. NCBI's taxonomy places the organism in Eukaryota, Fungi, Ascomycota, Sordariomycetes, Diaporthales, Diaporthaceae. The transcript is spliced from 3 exons.
CGCGGGUCUCUUGGGUUUUGGCGCUGCGACCACGACCACCACCACGACCACCACCACCGACUACCCGUUCACCGUUUCCCACACCUCGAUCCACAUCCCGCGAAGCUCUGCACCAGCUGCCUACCCACAGCUGCGGACCGCCCCUGCCCGCAUCUUCUGUUCAUCUCACCUCCAGACCCGCCGUUUCGCAUCGCGACAGGCCUUCGCCUUCGCUGCCUCCAUCAGCCGCCUCGACGAUUGGCCUGCAUGUUUUGAUCCCGCGAGCUGGCCCCAACCAGCCCUACCACCUCCUCUAGAAGAAACCUGCCUGGCUCCUGGCCAUUGAGCUUCAGAGGAUCGCGUGCAAUUGGAAUCUGCCCUCCCCGCGUCGCCGCCGCAAUUGAGAGGGUCCGUUAGCAGCGCAUCAUGUCGUCCCGCAGGAGAAGAGCGGCCGAGCCCGCGCCCGAGGAGGACCAGCAGCAGGAGGAGGAGCGCGACAACGAGGGUCUGCAGUUCAACCAGGCAUUGUCAUGGCGCGCUGGCAGGCCCAUACCCACGGCGGAGCUGCACAAGAGACUCGACACCCUGGCAAAGGAAUUGGCGGAGCUGGAUCAGGACUGGGAACACAAGGACUCGUUGACAAAGGUCGCCAAGGAGCUCUGCUCUGCCAACAUCCUGGGCCACAAGGACAAAGGCGUCAAGGCAUACGCUGCAUGCUGCAUGGUUGACAUCCUCAAGAUCUGUGCGCCCGACGCGCCCUUUACUCCAUCGCAGCUCAAGGACAUCUUCGCCCUCUUCAUCAACCAGAUCCUCCCUGCCCUGCAGGAUCCGUCGUCCACAUGGAAUAACCAACAUCGAUACGUCCUCAUAUCUCUGUCCGACGUCCAGAGCAUCCUCCUCCUCGACGAGAUACCCAACAAUGACGAGCUUUUCGUGCGUUUGUUCACCUGCUGCUUCGACACCGUCUCCGGGACCAAGGCACCGUCGGGCGAGCUGGUCGGGAAGGAUAUCGAGCAUUACAUGACACAGAUAUUGGAAAUGUUGAUCGACGAGGCCACCACCAUCCCGUCCAAGGUCAUCGACAUCAUCAUGGCCCAGUUCCUCCGCGCCGCAGCCCCUGGCGCCGGCAAGGACAAGUCGGAGCAAGCCAGCCGGGAUGAGAACCAAACAACACUCCUCCUCAAGGAAGAACCCGCUGCCUACAAGAUGGCAAGGUCUGUCUGUGUUGAGAACCCGGAGAAGAUGGCACGAUUCGUCGGACAAUACUUUAGCGACGUCAUUAUGGAAGCUUCCGGCUUGGCUGGUAGCAAUGGCCACCGCGCUGCCGAUUCCGACGACGAGGAUGGCCCAGCUGGACCAUCCGAGGACGAUCUCAAGGAGCUCCGGAAGGCGCACCUGCUGAUCAGGGAGCUCUGGAAGGCUGCCCCGGCAUCUUUGCAAAAUGUCAUCCCUCAGCUUGACGCCGAGCUGUCAGCCGACAAUAUCAGCUUGCGGCAGCUGGCCACAGAAGCGCUUGGGGAUGUCAUCGCUGGCAUUGGGGCGGCUGGCCCGCCGCCUCCCCCAGCGUUGGACCCUGCUGCAUACCCGCUUUACCGCAUGUCCGAUUUCGAUACCGACGAUACCCCUUCGAAUCCUCUCACGACUCCCUUCUCUCCGAUGUCAUUCGCACAGACAUACCAUCAAGCCUACCUCAACUUCCUGAGUCGCAAGAACGACAAGUCUCCAAUCAUCCGAGCCUCCUGGACCACAGCUGUAGGAUACAUUCUUUCCACGAAUGCUGGAGGAAUCGGCUUCAAUCGGGAGGAUGAGCGAGCUCUCGUUCGUGGGCUGGGAGAAAAGCUCAAUGAUAGCGAUGAAAAGGUCCGUUUGGCUGGCGUGAAGGCUAUCGAGUCCUUCAACUUCCGCGAUCUUAUCCUCAAGCUAGCGUCGGAUGGUGGGUUGGAGAAGGAGAGCUCGAUCUUGUCUAGCCUUGCCGACCGGUGCCGCGACAGGAGACCCCAGGUCCGCGUUGAUGCCAUGGCUCUGCUGGGAAAGCUCUGGGCUAUAUCGACGGGCGAAAUCCUCGCUGGCAACCAGGUUGUCGUGGGCGCCCUGUCGGCUGCCCCAUCAAAGAUCUACAGCUCCUUCUACGCAAAUGAUCUGGAGGUGAACGUCCUUCUUGACAGGGUGGUCUUCGAGUGUCUGGUACCAUUGUCUUUUCCUCCUCCUAAGAAGAGCUCGAAGAGUGCAAACGGAAGCUCACAGUCGCAAUCCCAAGCGGCGGCAGCUGGCUACGACCAGGACGCCGUCAGGGCCGAGAGGAUACUCCUCCUGGUCCGCUCACUUGACCAAAAUGCCAAGAAGGCCUUCUUCGCCAUUCAAGCCCGUCAGCCACAAUUUGCCACUAUACUCCAGACUUUCCUGAGGGCAUGCGACGCCUACAAUGGCGGCGUCAUGGAGCAGGACGAGGAGCGCAAGACAAAAAACCUGAAGAACACGAUUGAUUACAUCACACGUUUCCUGCCUGAUGACGCAAAGGUCAGGGCGGAGCUGCAGAAAUUUGCAAAGGCGAACAAUUCACGGAAUUACCAGCUGGUUAAGUUUAUUACUGGUCCGGAGCACGAUUUCAAGACGGCCAGGAAUGCCUUGAAGGAGCUGAUCAAGCGCCUGCAAAGUGCGCAGCUCUCUGGUGUUGCUGAUGUCCUGAUACCCCUGCUUUACAGGUCAGGUUAUUUCAUGUUUAACCGCAGCCAUUUGUCUACCAUCUUGGAUUAUUCCAGAACCGACCAAGAUGGCUUCGGCGCCACAGCGCACGAGAUUCUGAACGAGAUAUCACAGCGCACGCCGGACCUGUUCAAGUCACACAUCGGAGAUCUCUGCAAGGAUCUUGCGGAGAAGGCUCCCACCGCAACACGCGCAAAUGAGCCAUCGGUCGUUGAGACGCUCAAGGCUUGCGCUUCGUACGCGCGGAAAUAUCCUGCCGAAAUCCCAAAGGACAAGAACUUUGUGCAGAUGAUGAUCAACUUUGCGCUCUACGGUACACCUUGGAAGGCGGCCAAGUACGCCGUAAAUAUCCUCCUGGCCAAGAAGGACGAGACCAGUCUUUUGAACGCCACCAGGCUGUUCAAAGAGGUCAUGAAGCAGUGGAAAUACGGAGCUCCCCACUUCCUCAACAAGCUGGCGAUAGUCUCUCAGCUUGAGAUCUUGGCACCCAAGGUUACGUUGGACAAGGACCAAGCCAUUCUCGAGAUGAUCCAAGACAUUCUGAAGCAGGUUCGCACCGAUGCUAAGGACAGCGACCCGGAAUGGGUCAGUGAUGCGGACAUGGAUGAAGAAUGCAUAGCGAAAUGCUUGGCAUUGAAGAUCCUGGUCAAUCGGCUGCGGGCAGAGGAGCAGGACCGUGGGGACGGCGAGGCAGACUUGAAAGACAGGGCGAAGCCUGUCUUCAAGAUGCUCAAGACCCUGAUCACAAAGGACGGCGAGAUGUCCAAGAACAAGGAAACACCAAGCCAUCACAAGGCGCGAUUACGACUCCUCGCGGGCCAGUUGGUCCUCAAGCUCUGUAAAGAGAAGCAGCUUGACGACCACCUUCCACCCGAGGACUUUAAUGCGCUUGCCUUGGUCGCACAGGAUGCCCACCCUCAGACCAGGAGAGCGUUCGUCGAGAAGCUCCAGAAAUAUCUGGUACAGAACAAGCUUCGCACAAGGUUCUAUACCAUCAUUUUUAUCACAGCGUACGAGCCUGUCACCGAGUUCAAGACCAGGGUGGAGACUUGGAUCCGUUCAAGAGUCCAUCAUUACGAGGCAACAGGCACACCCGUCAUGGAAGCCGUCAUGCCCCGACUGCUGUCUUUGUUAGCUCACCACCCAGAUCUCGGCAAGUCUGAAGAUGAUCUGGUUGACCACUCCCGCUAUAUUGUCUACUACGUCAGCACCGUGGCCAACGAGUCCAACCUGGGGCUAUUAGCUCGGUAUGCAGAGCGUGUCAAGCAGACAAAGGACGCCAUUGAGCCGGAGAAAAGCGAGAACCUUUACAUGGUCUGUGACCUGGCGCUGGCUGUGAUCAGGAAAUGGCAGGAGAAGCGCGGGUGGACCUUCGAGGCCUACAGCAAGAAGACCGGGCUGCCCAACGGCUUAUUCUCUGCUCUCCCGAACCAUGAAGCUGCGCAGAAGCUUUCUGAGCAGCAGUUCAUCCCAGAAGGCAUCGAACAGAGGCUGGAUAAAGUCCUGCAGUCGAUGGACCGCAAGAAGAAGCGGAAGUCCAUGGACGAAAGCGGGCAGCCCCCUGCCAAGAAGGCAAGAUCGCAAAGCAAGAUCGCCCAACCAAGCUCGGUCAAGUCGAAGAAACAGACGACCCUGAAGAAGGCGGCCAAGGCAAAGACGGCCAAACCCAAGAAGCCCCGCGCGUCGUCGCCAAACAUCCCCGAGUCAGAACGCCGCCGCAGCGGCCGCGCCGUCCCACGGAAGAGCUCCAACUACGUAGAGCGGGAUGACGACGAGGACGACGAGGAGAUGCUCGAGGGGGUCGCCGAGUGGGAGUACGAAGGCGAAGAGGAUGACGAGGAAGAGGGCGAGGAGGGCAGCGAUGACGACGGUGACGAGGAGGAGGGGGAGGAGGUCGAGGAAGGCGACGAGGUCGAGGUCGAGGUCGAAGCCGAGCCCAUGGAUGAGGACGACGAGCAGGAGGGGGAGCCCGCCGCCGAGGAGCAGGACGGCAGCGAGCUGUCCGAGCCCCCCGAGGAACAACAGGCGGAGGAGGCGGAGGACGAGGAGCCGCCCGCGACCAACGGGCGGCGGAGCGGCAGGAGCUCGGCGGCCAGGGCGAAGGCGGAGCCGCCGAGGAGGGCGCCGCCGCCGAAGGGCAAGGCCGCCGCGGCCGCACUGCCGACCCGGGGCAGGGCGGCGGCGGCUGCUGCUGCUGUGCCUACGAGGACCAGCGGCCGGUCGAGGAGGGCCAAGGAUGUGUUCGACUCGGAGUAGUUAUCAGUAGUAGUGCGUGAUGUGAUGUUUGUCGCUGUGUUUGGGGAGAGCGCCUUGUGCCGAGAUGAAAAAACAUAACUGGAUUGAUUGAUUGCACCCGAGAGAUGGUUUUCCGUGUCGUCUUCUUCUUCUUCUUCUUUUUUUAGCUUGUUCUUGGAGAUGAAUUAAUGGAUAAUGCCCAAG